GUCCAUGGAUAUAUUAACGUACUUCUUCCGUGGUGCUAUAAUUCAGUAAACUGUGGUCUGAAUUAGAACUGUGAACAAUCUUUGGAAUUAUUACAUUGCGUAUUUCAUCAAGUUUCCAUUUUAAAAAUAAAUAUUUAUAAUUGUAACUGAUUGAGAUUUAUCAGCAAUGGUGGCAUUAGCAGAACAAACUGUUGAUGUAGAAAUGAAAAAUGCUGACAGCCCUUCAGGUGAUGGAGAUACUGGUGACACUAAAAAGGACACAGAUGCACUUACAAUUCAGGACAUCAGAGAGCAUGCCCGCCAGAUUGAAAAGGCAGUUCAAAGUAAAGAGCCAAGAUUCAUUUUAAGGGUCCUGAGAACAUUGCCAAACACACGAAGGAAGUUAAAUCCUCCUGUUCUAAGAGGAAUUAUCAUUGGAUUUUAUACUCAUUCAGCAACUGAAAGGGAUGCACUGUUGGCAUUUGUAGAAGAACCUAUGGAAACUGAGAGCAGUAGCAGCCAACGAAUGAGGAGCAGCAAGAGCUCAGUUACUCCUCUCCUUCCUGAGGUAGACACUUACAUUCAUCUCCUGGUGCUACUUAAGUUGAUUGAUGGCCAGAAAUAUGGUGAUGCUGUCCAGUGUUCAGAUCUGUUAAUGCAAAAAGUAACAGCUCAAAAUCGCCGCAUCCUUGACCUGAUGGCAGCGAAAUGUUACUUCUACCACUCUCGCAGCUAUGAGCUAACAGACCAACUAGAAAAAAUACGCGGCUUUUUACAUUCAAGAUUACGAACAGCCACACUUAGGAAUGACUAUGAGGGACAAGGAGUGCUUAUCAACUGUCUCUUACGUAACUACUUACACUAUAGUCUGUAUGAUCAGGCUGAUAAAUUGGUAUCCAAGUCAGUUUUCCCAGAAACAGCGAGUAAUAAUGAGUGGGCUCGCUUUUUCUACUAUCUGGGCCGUAUCAAGGCAGCUCGUCUCGAGUACUCUGCCGCACAUAAGCAUCUUGUCCAAGCCAUGCGUAAAGCUCCACAAACUGCGGCUGUCGGUUUCCGUCAGACCGUGCAGAAGCUGGCAGUGACAGUGGAACUGCUGCUAGGUGACAUACCAGAACGUCAGAUAUUCAGGCAAGCUGCUCUGAGACGAUCUCUUGCGCCAUACUUCCAGCUUACCCAGGCAGUACGAAUGGGAAACCUUCACAGAUUUGGUGAAGUGUUGGAAAAUUUUGGGCCUCAGUUUCGUGCAGACCAUACAUUUACCCUCAUAUUGCGUCUUCGUCAUAAUGUAAUCAAGACUGCUAUUCGCUCUGUGGGGCUGUCUUAUUCCCGUAUUUCUCCCGAUGACAUUGCACAUAAGUUGGGACUGGAUUCACCAGAAGAUGCAGAAUUCAUCGUUGCCAAGGCCAUACGAGAUGGGGUUAUUGAGGCUACACUGGAUCCAGAGCAUGGGUACAUGCGCAGCAAGGAGACCACAGACAUAUACUGUACAAGAGAACCACAAUUGGCUUUCCAUCAGCGGAUCUCUUUCUGCCUGGAUCUUCAUAACCAGAGUGUGAAAGCCAUGCGUUACCCACCAAAAUCAUAUGGUAAAGAUUUAGAAUCUGCAGAAGAACGGCGAGAAAGAGAGCAGCAAGACAUGGAGUUGGCCAAGGAAAUGGCUGAGGAUGAUGAUGAUGGAUUUCCAUAAUUUAUCUAAACAUCACUGGCAUGUAUGCUUUUUCCUUUGAUUUUAUGUUUUGUUUGGUGUAGAAUUUAUCUCUCACUAAGAAGAGAUCUUUCAGGUGCUGCAAGUCAGAAAUAAAUAAAAAUCUGAAUGAAAAAGUG
Molecule: messenger RNA, 1803 nt
Organism: Zootermopsis nevadensis
Lineage: Eukaryota; Metazoa; Arthropoda; Insecta; Blattodea; Termopsidae
Gene: Rpn3
Product: regulatory particle non-ATPase 3
Biological process (GO): regulation of protein catabolic process; ubiquitin-dependent protein catabolic process
Cellular component (GO): proteasome complex; proteasome regulatory particle, lid subcomplex
Molecular function (GO): enzyme regulator activity
Source: RefSeq, a predicted model, not a curated record